This is a messenger RNA of Suillus paluster, 2265 nucleotides long. RefSeq lists its product as uncharacterized. Bases 1 to 2265 code for a protein of 754 amino acids. Lineage: Eukaryota; Fungi; Basidiomycota; Agaricomycetes; Boletales; Suillaceae. The transcript is spliced from 10 exons. The record is from RefSeq and is a predicted model, not a curated record.
AUGUCCAACCAAGCCAACAAGUCCAUGGCCGAUCUCAAGGAGAUCACUGGCCAACUUCUCGCGAUCAUCCGCACUGCCCGACAAAUUCCCCCUGUCCAGGAUCAUGGUGACUCAACAUGCCUUCCCGGCCUUGUCUUGUCUUGUUUACGGGAGUUCAUCCGGACUCGCAACUGUUCUCCGCAGGAGGCCCCAAACUGGCAGAGCAUCAGCCAUGACGACCCUCGACUCAUGCAGCACAGCUGGCGCAGCAAGGCCCUCGCCUGGCAAGCCUUGGGCGACCACUCGUUCGAUCUCACACACGAGGUCGAUGGUGGUGACACCGACAAUGCUCCCAGUCCCUUGAUGAGCGUGGAUGGUGAUGCUUUGGAGAAGGGGAAAGGGAAGGCGAGGGAAGUGGAGCCGGAGAAAGAGAAGGAGAGGGAGAAGCCGAAGGACGAGCAGGAGAAGCCACACAGGAAGCGGCCUUUCUCCCAGAUGUUGAAGCCGGUCCCAAAGUCGGCGAUGAAGAGGCUGAAGAGGGGGAAGUCAGGGCAGGAACGGAAAUCAAGGGAAUCGGUGGAUUCAUCGGACGAGGAGGAGGAAGAGGACGGGUCCUUGAAGCCCCGCUCAGACACACCAUCGGUGAUUGUCACUCGGUGGGUUUCCCCCGCCCAACCAUCAAGGCCCUCUGGGCCUCCCCGAUCCCCAGGCUCUCCGAAGAAGGCCCCCUUCGGCCCUGGAAUGGUCCCCAAAUCUAACAUUCAGCAGACACCUCCGCUCAUGCGCCCUGACAUCCCAGAGUCAUCUCAAGCAACUUCCGAGAGCCCGAGGGAUGUGCCCCCAGUUGUGGACGCCAGCGCCAUUCUCAUUCCCGGACCGCAUGAGCUGCCGUGCACCACCAGGUUUGAUAAGCGGAAGGGCAUGGCCCUCAUGUCAUGUGUCCUGUGCACGACGAAGAAAGUGAAGUGCAUCUCGGCACGUCUCAGCACCCUAGCCUCCACCACUCGAGGACGGUCUACCGAGUGCUUGAGGGCCUCCUCGACAGGCCCAUCGACCUCCCAGUCGACGGGCAACCCACCCAAGCCACGGUCCCGGGGCCGAAGCAAGCCCUUGGGCUUGGCGACAAUGCCCAUCCCCCCUGCAGCUGUCAUUGCAUCAUCGAGUUCGGCUGCCCCCCAUGCAGCCCAGGACCUCCCGAUCCCGGACCUCCACUGGAUGUUGAUCGCAAUUCGCAAGAGCACAAAUCACAUUGCAGCUCUGGAGGCUCCGACAUCUGUCAUUCCCCCUCCCGCUGCAACUUUGUCUCUACUCCUUGAUCAAGCCUCUCCCGGGUCGCAGUCCCAUGUGCACUUGGCACCCUUGCUGCUCAUCAACUUCAGCACCAACUCAACAGGCAAGGAAGCCUCCACCAUCAUUGCCCCAGUAAUGGAGCCAACAAUCCCACCCUCUCAGACUGAAGCAGCGUUGGACCCUGCUCCUGCCAUUGCAUCGACGGUUCCCGUCGAUGCAGUUCACAGCCCGGCCGAUGAUGGCGCCUCCACCUUCGCAUCGGCCUUCGCACUUCCGGGCCCCCUGGAAAUGCACCCCAGCCCUUUGGAGAUUCCCGAGGAUGGCCCAAGCACUGCUGAGAUUGUUGAGCAUGGGUCGCCCCUCAACCUUCUUCCGGAAUAUGAUUCCGGUGAUGAGCAGGACGCCGCAAUGCAAAUAGUACUCAACAAUCAGUACCGCAUACCCAACAUUAUGCAAACCUCUGAGCCCCGCGCAUGUAACAAAGAGUCUCAAGGACCGAGUCCCGAGCAUCUCGGUGCUCAGUACUCAGUCUUUGCCUUUCAGUUUUUGAUCCUCGGCUCUCCGAGUCCCGAGCAUCUUGGUGCUCGGAACUCAGUCUUUGCCUUUCAGCUUUCGAUCCUCGGCUCUCCGACCUCAAUACCUCAGUACUUGGUUUGGUUCUUGGUACUUGAUACUGGUUCUCGGUACUCAGUACCUGGUUCGGCCCUCGGUACAUGUACUCGGUACUUGACACUCGGUGACCAGUUUGCAAUCCCCAACCCUCGGUACCCAGUACUCAGUUCUCGGUACUUGAUCCUCGCUGCCCAGUUUGAUAUCCCCGAUCCUCAGCACUCAGUUGUCAGCCCUCAGUCCUUGAUCCUCGGUACUCGAUACUCGGUGCCUGGGUCACCAUCCCCAGCCCUCGGUACUCAGUACUCAUUUCUUGGAACUCCACACCCGGGUCGCGAUUCACCAUCCUCGAUCCUUGGUGCUCGGUUCUCAGCUCUCAGUACUUGA